Magallana angulata is the source of this 2807-nucleotide messenger RNA. RefSeq lists its product as uncharacterized. The record is from RefSeq and is a predicted model, not a curated record. Lineage: Eukaryota; Metazoa; Mollusca; Bivalvia; Ostreida; Ostreidae. Bases 103 to 2364 code for a protein of 753 amino acids. The transcript is spliced from 2 exons.
CAAUGGACCAAGGACAGAGCCUUGAGGCACUCCGGCAUUGAUGGACUUAAUAGACGACAGCACUUCACGAUACAUAACCCUUUGCUUUCUAUUUACAAGAAAAUGAAGAUGAAAAGGAUAGAUUUCAUGUACGGUGUGAUAUAUUUAACAGCGUUUUUGCUCUUGCCAAUAUUCCUUCACAUCUAUGGAUAUUUGGACCAAAGGACAUAUGUGAAAGUCAUUCAUCAAAACUCGUUCUACGAAAACUCAUCAGAAAUUAUUCUUAUGUAUUCGCAUUUCAAGGGUUUCCUCCUUGCUAUAUCAAUAACAUUAAUUACCACUUGCAUUUGUUUGACAUUGGUAUCGUUUACGAAUCAAACUGCUAGAUAUCAGAUCAAGUAUUACCGUCCGUAUUUUACAAGGCAUUGUAUAAUCUGUGUAAUCCCAUUUGUUAUAAGAUACAUCAACCUAACGGACACUACAUCCGAUGACAUUAUGAUUGAAAUGGAUUGGGAGCGUUUGUUCCUGGUAAUAUCUUCAAUUUUUCGGUUUAUCUUAUCUCUCUUUUUGUGUAUUGUACAAAAGUACAAGUUUUGGAGAUUGGUUUUGUAUGUGUUAAUCACAGUGAUUCAUUCUUUCGUAAUCACAUACCUUUUUUGUCUUCUUUUGAGUAAUUGUGUAGAAUUGUUUAAUAUAAUUAAGAAAAGCAAAGACGAAUUUCUGACACAAUGGUCCUACGUUGAUCAUGAACAACCAAACGACUUAAAUGUGAGUAAGAUAAACACAUAUUUAAAAGAUUUCAGUCUUGACCAGAAUUUAUUUCUGGCGACAGGGCAGAAAUCAUAUCAAACUCAAAAUUUAUUGAGUUUGCAGAUAGAAAACAUAGGUGAAAUGACGCGGCCAUAUCAGCAAGGAGUGUAUCAGGUUGGAAUUGGUGAGAGUGUCAGUUUGCCUUGUAAUGUUGGUUAUGAAAUCAAAGAGCCAGUGAGUGUCUUAUGGUCAUUAAAUAGGAGUUAUUCUGAUUUCAAUCUUAGUGUCAGCACUGAAAGAAGCGUUUCGUCGAACAUUAUUACCACUGAACUAAAUAUUGAUUUAGAAAAUUCUGGUUUUGGGGAUAUCACUUGUUCUCUUCGGCAUUAUCGGCAUUUCGGUGAACAAUUAUUUUUUCAGAACAAAAUGGCUACGUCUUCCAUUCAGAGUGAAGAGGCCGUUAUAGCACAGUACAGUGUGAGAAAGUACUCUGGUAGGGACUUUUAUAUAUAUGCAACAGCAGGUGGAGCGAUUGAUAUUACAUGGAAACCAAUGUCAUUUAAUAAUGAUUUAGAAGACCUGAUCCAAUAUUAUUACGUAAAUGGAGUCCUAUUCAAUCGACCAAAAAAUGCUAAACUGUAUUGCUCAAGCUUUUCAUAUUUAUACAUUCUUUAUGGGCUGGCAAUGAAUUGGUUUGAUGUUAAUUAUGCUUGGGAGUCUUCACACUUUUUAAAAAAACAUUCAAGUUUAUUUGAAACUCAUUUUACGGAAUGCGCAGGACCUAGUGUGUUUGGAAUACACACAGUCGAAUAUCUCCGUCCAGUUUACGAUAAAAAGAGUGGAUCCUAUGUAUUACGCGAAGUUCAACAUCCAGACACGUUAUAUGUCCGUCCAGAUUUAGCAUACUUCCACAAGAUGGACAAUGCAACAAAGGAGAAAAAGAUAAAAGAUAUACAAAAAUUUGAUUUGGAUUAUCCGUGGUUUGACAACAGUGAUGACGUUUGUUUAAUAGCACGUGUUUUUUGGGAACUAAUAACCGUCCUGUUUUUACUUUUAUUAUGCUGCUUUUUUCUAUAUAAAUGGUUGAAGUGGUACAGUUACAACAUCAUCCAACCUAUCAAAAAUUUUGUCCUGGGACAGCCAUUUUAUAUUUCUAGUAAGUGUUCUGUCUUAAGGGGCGGUCCUCUGGUCUGCUGUUAUGUUUUAUGCGGAGAUGCUGAUCGAAAUUCGGUUUAUAAUGAGCUCGUUGUUCCACUGAGAAAUAAUGACGUUACGACGGGUUUUACGUUUGAGGAAUCCCAUAUCAACAAAAGUGGAAAGUCGGUAUUUGAUAUUCAAUGUGACAUCCUUAAGCAGUGUAAGCACUUGAUUUUUUAUGUGACCUCCUCUUAUCUGAAGGAAGAAAAUUUUGUUGAUAUUCAAUUAGAAACAGUGCUCCAGUGCAUUAAAAUGGGAUUCAUUUCCUCAAAUAGAGUGUUGAUAAUAAUUGCAGACAAUUGCGAAUUACCGGACAAAAUAAUAUAUAACUUACCGGAAGCAGUGGCAAACAUCCAUGACUGGGUCACAGUAACAAAGCCCGAUCACAGAAUAAGCAGAAUAACAAAGUGGAUGAAGGAUGAAAGAAAAGACAUUUAAUAUCGGAUACUCCGAUUACUAUUGUUUUUCUCGAAUAUAUACACACACGGCGUACUUACAUGUACAGUAAUAUGUCAUAAUAAUCACAGUGUCUGAUGUACAAUGUGAUAAUUAUGAUUAAUUUUAUAAAUGUGUUAUUGCGUUGUUUUUAUUUUUUGGGGUUUGUUGUUGCUAAUUAUGGAUGUAGUUGAUUUAACAGCAGUUCUUUAUUUGUAUAUUUUUACUUUGUUGCUAAAGGUGUUGAUAUUGUUAUUUUUUAUUAUCAUGGAUUUGGUAUUUAUUCGUUUUUUAUUUGAUCAGGUACAUGUAUCAUUUAUGUAUUAUUUUGAUUUUCUGUGGGGGUUUGGGGUUUCCCCCUUGUGUUGUUGUUGUUAAUAAUGGAUGUAGUUGGUGAUGUAAUUUGUUAAUUGUAUACUUUGAUUUGUUCAAGUUGUAAAUAUUUA